CAGAAAUGGCCGAACCAAUGGUGUCAUUUCUUGUGGAAUGCAUCGGCAAAUUGUUCAUGGAAGAAGGGAAGCUCUUAACUGGGGUGAGCAAUGAAGCUGACCGGCUUCAGUCCGAACUUAAAAUCAUUAGGGCAAUUUGCCGAAAGAUGCCGAUGAAAGGCAACAUGAGGAUGCAGGUGCACUCGUGAAGGACUGGAUUUCGCAGAGUAAGGAUUUAGCCUAUGAAGUAGAAAACAUCUUGGAAGACUAUGCUUUCAAACUUGCAUCAAGAAUCAGCAAAAAAAAAAGGAACCAGUGCUGUUGCGAAACGCAUUUUUACUUCAUACCCCCCCAAAAAUGAUUGAUCAAUUGAAGAUUUUUCAUUUACUUACUGACAAAUUGAGAGCAAGCUCUUUGAUACAUCAUGGAUUAGUCUUUUUUUUUUUUUUUUUUGUGAUGGUGAAUGUAAAAUCUACGUUUACUUACUGUAGUGC
Molecule: messenger RNA, 473 nt
Organism: Oldenlandia corymbosa var. corymbosa
Lineage: Eukaryota; Viridiplantae; Streptophyta; Magnoliopsida; Gentianales; Rubiaceae
Source: the annotation of a GenBank genome assembly